Molecule: messenger RNA, 2409 nt
Organism: Benincasa hispida (wax gourd)
Lineage: Eukaryota; Viridiplantae; Streptophyta; Magnoliopsida; Cucurbitales; Cucurbitaceae
Product: TMV resistance protein N-like
Biological process (GO): defense response; signal transduction
Molecular function (GO): ADP binding
Source: RefSeq, a predicted model, not a curated record
AUGGAUUCUUCGAUCUUUUCUUGGUCAUAUGAUGUGUUUUUAAGUUUCAGAGGUGAGGAUACUCGCAGAUCGUUUACGGGUCAUCUCUAUGAAGCUUUGGUGCAGGUUGGAAUCAAUACCUUUAGAGACACCGAGGAGCUUAAGAGAGGAACAGAAAUUUCACAAGAACUUUGUGAAGCAAUCAAGGAGUCAAGGUUUUUUCUUGUAAUUUUUUCUGAAAAUUAUGCAUCUUCUAGUUGGUGUUUGGAUGAAAUUGUUGAAAUUAUGAAUUGUGUGGAGAGUGGUAAAGGGCAGAUGGUUUGGCCAGUGUUUUAUCAUGUGGAUCCUUCUCAAGUUAGAAAACAAAAAGGUGUUUUUGGAGAAGCAUUCAUUCUACAUAAACAAAGAUUCAAGGAAGACUUGAAAAAGGUAGAGAGAUGGAGAGAAGCUCUAACUAAAGCGGCCAACUUAUCCGGGUGGCAUUUGGAUAACAGGUCGUGUGACGAGCCUACUCUUAUAAAAGAAAUUGUUCCAGAGAUAUGGACUAAGCUUAACAAGAUACUCUUAACAGUUGCCAAGAAUCCAGUUGGGAUUGAUUCUCAUAUUGAAAAUCUAAAGUCCACAUUAGCUUUAGAGUCAAAUGAUGUUCGGAUGAUUGGAAUCUAUGGACUCGGUGGAAUAGGAAAGUCAACCAUUGCAAAAGCUAUUUAUAAUUGUAUUGCACAUCGUUUUGAAGCUUGCACUUUUCUUCCUAAUAUAAAAGAAAAAUGCAAAUUCUCGAGGGAUGAUGAGUUAACUCAAUUGCAAGAAUCACUUCUAGAAGACAUCUUGUUGAUUAAAAUCCAUAGGUUGGUAAAAUUUUCCGAUGAAGGAAGUAAUAUGUUGAGGGAUAGACUAAGAAACAAGAAGGUGCUUGUUGUUCUUGACGAUGUGGAUCAUUCAAACCAACUAGAAAAACUAGCAGGACAUUUAAGUUGGUUUGGUUCGGGAAGUAGGAUCAUCAUAACAACUAGAGAUUUGCAUCUUUUGAAUAAACACAACAUUAAGUGGACCUACAAGGUUGAUAAAUUAAAUCAUAGAGAAGCACUUGAGCUAUUUUGUUGGAAUGCAUUUAACAAUCCUGUUCCUGAUGUGAGUUUUGAAGAGCUUUCAAAUGUUGCAGUUGAAUAUGCAAAUGGACUUCCUCUUGCUCUUGUAGUGGUGGGGGCUUCUCUAUGCAAUUGUAGUAAAAUUGAGUGGGAAAGCCAAUUGAAGAAGUUGAAAAAGAUUCAAAAUCAGGAUGUUCACAACAGACUUAAACUAAGUUUUGAUGGACUUGGGGAACUUGAGAAAGCAAUUUUUCUAGAUAUUGCAUGCUUCUUUAGAGGGUAUGAAACAGAAGAUGUGUACUCUUUUUUAGAUGCUUGUGAUUUCUAUCCUCAAUAUGGUAUUGGAGUGCUUAUUAAGAAAUGUCUUAUAUAUAUCGAAUAUAAUAGAUUCCAAAUGCAUGACUUGAUUCAAUUAAUGGGUAGAGAGAUCGUUCGUCAAGAAUCUCCUUCAAAUAUCGGAAGGCGUAGUAGAUUGUGGUAUCACCAAGAUGUUCUUCAAGUGCUACAAGAAAAUGAGGGAACAAAAAAAGUUGAAGGGAUAAUUUUAGAAACGCCCAAAGCAGAAGUAGUGUGGUUGAAUGCUAAAGCCUUUUCAAGAAUGAAAAAGUUGAGGUUGCUUAUAAUACGUAAUAAUGUUAAUGUUAUUGUUAUUGGGACUCCUCGAUGCCUUUCUAAGGAGUUAAGAUGGUUUGAAUGUCGUCGUUCUUCAUCCUCUCUAGUACCAUCCACUUUUCAUCCACAAAAACUUGUUGUAUUUGGCAUCUCACAUUAUCCUAUAAAGCAACUCGUAGCUAACCUCAAGAAUUUUGAAAGUAUAAGACAAUUAAGUUUAGAAAAUUGCGAGACGUUAACCGAAGUUGGUGAUAUAUCGUUAAUGCCGAAUCUUAUCAGAUUAGAAAUCAUAAACUGCUUUAACCUCGAGUGUUUUUCGAAUGUCGGUCUGAAAUCGAAGACGCUUCAGCGUCUUCAUCUUAAAUCUUGCUACAAGUUGAAGAAGUUCCCUGAUAUUGUUGAAGAAAUGGAAUGCAUUGAAAUACUUAGUUUAGAAGGAACUGGUGUGACAGAGCUACCUACAUCAAUUGAAAAACUAAGUGGUCUUCGCCAUCUAGAGUUGGGGUUGUGUGAGGACUUGGUGCACCUUCCAAGUACUAUCUAUGAGCUUAAAAUGCUUAAUGCUCUUAAAUUGAGUAAGUGCCACAAGCUACAGGAAUUUCCACAGCCUUCAAACUCCAUUACUAAUGUAAAGAAGUUUUUACCGUUAAGGUUGUUGAAUCAACUGAAUCCCCUUUCGACUUCAGUUACCUACACGGUUUAUUUCAAUCUGAAUUAUUUUUGUAAAUGA